CUAUUUCGUCCAAUAACACUAACCCACCGUCCCAAUCUACUGCCAACUCCCCUCCCCACAUACCACAUGGAACUGACAGUUUUCACACCGCCUCUCCCCCUCCUACGUCUAUGCCACAUGCCCAUGCACGUAUCCAUGGUAUGACCACUCGCAGUCGGGCUGGUGUGUUCAAACCCAAACUACCAUUUAACCUCAGUCAUACUAUAACUCCUUCCCCCCUUCCGAAAACCCCUAUCCAAGCUCUCCAAGACCCGAAUUGGAAAUCCGCUAUGGAUGAUGAAUUUAGUGCUUUAAUUAAGAAUAAGACGUGGGAGUUGGUUCCCCGUCCUCCUCAGGCUAAUAUUAUUCGUUGCAUGUGGUUAUUUAAACAUAAAUACAGGUCUGACGGGUCUCUUGAGCGUCACAAAGCCCGUUUGGUGGUCAAUGGGAACUCACAACAAGUUGGUGUUGACUGUGAUGAAACCUUUAGCCCCGUGGUUAAGCCCGCUACUAUCCGCACCGUACUCACCUUAGCUCUUUCUCACGAUUGGCCUCUCCAUCAACUUGACGUCAAGAAUGCCUUUCUUCACGGACACCUUGAGGAAACCGUGUUUAUGCAUCAACCUCCUGGCUAUCGUGACCAAUCCCGCCCGUCACAUGUGUGUCGUUUACUCAAGUCUCUCUACGGCCUUAAACAAGCCCCCCGGGCAUGGUAUCAACGGUUUGCGUCUUACAUUACAUCUAUUGGGUUUACUCAUAGCACAUGUGAUCAUUCCCUUUUUAUUACCAAACAAGAUGGUCAAACCGCAUACCUUCUACUGUACGUAGAUGAUAUUAUCCUUACGGCUUCUUCCACACAAUUUCUGCACCAUGUCAUCUCUUCUCUUGCCACUGAAUUUGCCAUGACCGAUUUAGGCCCUCUCACAUAUUUUCUGGGCAUCUCCGUCACCCGCCAGAAAGAUGGCCUAUUUUUGUCUCAAUCUAAAUAUGCCUCAGAAAUUUUACACCGUGCCGGCAUGACUUCUUGUAACGCCACUACAACACCGGUUGACACACACUCCAAAUUGAGUGCCUCGGCCGGCCCUCCAGUCGAAAACCCAACCUUAUACCGUAGUCUUGCGGGGGCGCUACAAUAUCUUACAUUUACUCGGCCGGACAUAUCUUAUGCCGUUCAACAACUUUGCCUCUUCAUGCAUGACCCGCGUGCCUCACACCUUCAUGCUCUCAAACGGGUUUUGCGGUACAUCAAAGGGACACCACACCUUGGCCUUCUUCUACGUAAAUCCCCGGUCACAAACCUCAUAGCCUACACUGACGCGGACUGGGGUGGCUGUCCCGAUACUCGCCGCUCCACCUCGGGAUAUUGUGUCUUCUUGGGCGAUAACCUACUUUCUUGGUCUUCUAAACGUCAACCCACUCUAUCUCGAUCCAGCGCCGAAGCCGAGUACCGGGGUGUCGCAAAUGCUGUUGCCGAGCUUUGUUGGUUACGUAAUCUUCUCCUUGAACUUCACCAUCCUCAUCACAAAGCUUCCGUGGUUUACUGUGACAACAUUAGCGCUGUGUAUCUAUCCGGCAAUCCCGUCCAACAUCAACGUACCAAGCACAUCGAAAUGGACAUUCACUUUGUUCGGGAAAAGGUGUCCCGCGGUCAAAUUCGGGUUCUUCAUGUUCCGUCUCGACACCAAUACGCCGACAUCUUCACCAAAGGUCUACCCCGCAUUUUGUUUGAGGAGUUUCGGACCAGUCUCAGCAUCCAGGAGCCUCCCGCUUCGACUGCGGGGGCGUAUUAAACAUAGCAUGCAUGCCAUGCGUGACAUACAUAUUGUACAUAUAUUAAUACUUACGUAUUAUUACUUCCGCAUAUAUUAGUGUGUAGUACUUAUUAAUUAAAUAUUGUUACAUUAUUAUCCAUUAGCUUGUACACGGUUGUCAAGCUACUUGCUUCCGUAUUAGGUGCCUACACGGCUCUUGUAAUUCUUAGCCAAAGGUAUCAGCGUGGAUAGGAAUUCCUAUGCCGCAUGUUUAUC
Molecule: messenger RNA, 2006 nt
Organism: Cuscuta epithymum
Lineage: Eukaryota; Viridiplantae; Streptophyta; Magnoliopsida; Solanales; Convolvulaceae
Source: the annotation of a GenBank genome assembly